Didymosphaeria variabile is the source of this 792-nucleotide messenger RNA. RefSeq lists its product as uncharacterized. NCBI's taxonomy places the organism in Eukaryota, Fungi, Ascomycota, Dothideomycetes, Pleosporales, Didymosphaeriaceae. The transcript has a single exon. The coding region runs from base 1 to 792 and encodes 263 amino acids. The record is from RefSeq and is a predicted model, not a curated record.
AUGGGUGUCUCACGGUUCCUGGAUCGCGUCGUUGCUGCAGUGGCGCUCGUGUCCGUCGUGGUUGCCCGCCCAGCGCCGGUCCAGGUCGAUGGGUGUGGACCCUCAGGUAAAGUUGAAACGUUUGAACCGCCGAAACAUCUACUGAUCUUCUCUCUUCUAGCUGUGAAGCUUCGCGACCCGCCUACCUUUCCAGGCGUGAACCCCUCUCCGUCCUGGACACCUCCUCCCAUCGGCUGGAUCUUCAAGCCUUGGAACCAGGUUCUUACCAGCAACUCCCAAGCCGCCCAACUUCGGAACUUCCAAUGGGAUCCUACUCCUGUCACUGACUCGGACCCGACCGGUCCUAUCAACGAUCUCUCAUCCUUCCAAAUUCCCGGCAACGACACCGUCUUUACUUCAUACGGCGUUGCAAUCCCCAAUGAUACUUACGUCGCCGUACUCGACUACCGCGGUACCGGGAUCCUCGAGAACGCCACUUCGCAGUACAGCUGGCUCGGCUGGGGCUGCGAUGGCAACGGAAUCGAGUACUACGUAUCCUAUUCUACUGCUGCGGAGGCUAGUGGCACGCCGGCGGGCAUCGACGUCAUGAGCCUUGUCGAUACCGGGCUGGACCAAGCAACAACUGACAGGAUUGUCGCGAUCCUUAAGCAGUCAGAGAGCGAGGAGAUCCGUAAUAUUGCGGAGACGUUCGUGGAGAAUAUUCAGGAUGGCGGACGCCAAGGUUUGGGUCGCAUCACCGAGUGCGACGAUGAGUGCAAGACCAACAAGGACUUGAUUGGGAUCAUUGGCUAG